Strigops habroptila (Kakapo) is the source of this 5789-nucleotide messenger RNA. RefSeq names its product DNA polymerase kappa (gene POLK). Gene Ontology annotation, cellular component: nucleus. The record is from RefSeq and is a predicted model, not a curated record. Gene Ontology annotation, molecular function: damaged DNA binding; DNA-directed DNA polymerase activity. NCBI's taxonomy places the organism in Eukaryota, Metazoa, Chordata, Aves, Psittaciformes, Psittacidae. The coding region runs from base 3058 to 5661 and encodes 867 amino acids. Gene Ontology annotation, biological process: error-prone translesion synthesis. The transcript has 16 exons.
UCUGGAGUCGGGGCAGUUGGGAUGCAAAAUACGGUCUUUUACAUCUGUAAUGUGUCUUGAUUCCUAUGUUUAGCUUUUGAGCUCUGGGGGAAGCAGGCAAUUGUGUAUCUUAGUAACUUCUUUACAUCUCACUAUUGACAUGAGCACCUGUGAUAGCAAAGAUGUCAGAAUUCAGUUUUCUUUGAGGACUGGUACACAGUUUGCAUGCAUCAAAUAAUAAAUCAGCAUGUAAAUAAAUAAUUUUUCAAGCUUUUCCAUACUGGUGUCAUUUUUCAGUCCUGAUACUUCUUUGCAACAAAUUGUUAACGCUAUCAGUAAAAGGCAAACUGUUAACAUACUUUGCAAGUGUUAAUAACCUACGUAAUAACACUGUGUCCACUGAGCUGAAUAUUAGGAAUACUUUUUAUCUUUCUUAUGUAUUACUUUAUUACAUGAAAAUAAUAAUAUGAAGGCACUUUUUCACACAACGUACAGGGCUUCUGUUGCUGGAAUUGGAGGAUUUUUACUGAAGACAGGGUGGAGGAGUGGCACAGAAUCAGCUACAAGCCAUUUCCUAAAGUCACUUAAGUCAAGUGCCUCUACCUGUAUUCAGAUUUAGCAUAAUUUGGACAGUUGACUGCCCAAAAUAUGCUAAAUCUGAACACAGGUAGAGGCACUUGAAAUUAAAUUGAUGCUCUGACUUUACUGCAGUUUCAGUCUCUUAAUACUUUCGUAUACUAUAUAACUCUGUCUGACUGGUUCAGUUGAGUUUCUGUGCCUGCUCCUAGAGGAGCUCAACUGGGGUUUUAUAAGUGGUCUUUAUCCACUUGUAAGCAUCCUGGGCUAAUAACAAAGCUUCCUACCCAGUAAUGCUAUUCUGUGUUUCCUCUCCACCUUUUUGCUUUACUUUAGUGGUUGAUAUCCACUGCCAAAGUCUUCCUCUUUAACUUUAGAAGUCCUUCUGGUAGCAAUUUGAAAGUUACCUCCUCCACUUAUAGAUGAUUCUCCUGCUCCCCUUCCCACAUUCCCAAAUCACAGAAAUAAUAGGUUAGUAUUUAAUUGUAGCCUGACUUCACAGACUUCUCUGAUUUCACACCCUACUUACUCAGUGUCAUGCUGAGAGAGAUGUAACGUGUUCUGUUAGAGGAAACAGCUCAGUCUUACAACAGCUUCUUGAGAUGACUGCAUACCAAAAAUAUGUCACUCUUUGUCUGGACUGUUCUGAGUUAGUGCUUCAUUAGACUAUAAAACUUUACCCACUUUUUCCAAGUUGUUAUAGCAAAAAUUUUAUGAGAUUGUGUCACCACAAGCUAGGUGUUUUCUCUAGGUCUAUUUUCCAUUAAAAUGUUACUACUUGAAGUCCUUACCAGUUUCUACACUGAAAUUUUGGUUCACCUUUUGCAUUGUGUUUCAAACUGUGCUUCUCCUGCAUUUCCUUUACAUAUUUCCAUUUCCAUUUUGUCUAUGGCAGAUGAUCCACUGCUUUUAUCUGACAGUGAUAUACACUUUAUCAUCUGGUACUAGCAACGUAUUUUGUUCCACACAGGAAGCUGGAAAGAUAAAAUGCGUUAGGAGACCACCAUUUAUGAGAGUUUAAAACCAAUUAUUUUUUCUAUCACUUUUAUCGUCAUGGUAAAUUUUUUUCUUGCUCAGUAUGUAACAGUGUGAUGGAGAAGGCUUUUGACUGACAUGAAUUAGUGUUUAAAGCCUCUGCUAUAAAACUGAGCCUUUAAGAGUGGUCUGAAUGAGAAGGGGGAAAGAUUUGUGUAUGCUAGGGAUAGGAACACACUCAGGAUGUGCCUAAAAGUUGUUGUGAACAUUGGAACAGGAAACAGAAGCAGUCUUGUGUUCAUUCCAGCUUCUUGAAGGGAAAGAGUGAUAAAAGAACUAGGGAGAUAGUGGAGGGCCAUUUACCUUGAGUAAAGUAUUUAUUGGGAAUUGUGCCCGUUAUUUACCAGAGGCUGCCAGUAACAAUGGAAUUAUUGUGGACCCAGUUGAUAUGGGGGUGCUUAUGAGCUUGAGAUGAAACUUGGGAUGCAAUGCUGCUUCGUUUGAUUGAAGUUCUGGUAAAUGUGUAUGUUAACUGUAGGAGAUUCUCCUACUGUAAGUGAAAAAAAAAAUGAAAAUAUUUGUCAUCAUGGUUUUACUUUAUAGAUACAUGUAAAAGCUAUGAAGCCAUUCUCUUUCCUAAUUGCCAUUGUAGUAGCUUAAGUCCUGCUAAAGGGUCAAGAGGAGUUAUGGUCUUUACAGCACCUUCUGUUCUUUGAAAUACAAGCUGGAGAUAAACACACUUGUGGGAUCUUGGAUCUUCGGAAGAGAUCAUAAAUAAUCUGAAUUAAUAAAAUAUUAUUAAAAUCGGGAUAUUUUUGUUAGAAUGUUUUUUAAGGAUGGGUUUCUUUAAUAUCUUGACUUCAGUUGGGUAGUAUGUUUCAGGAGAAGAUCUUCAGGAAAAUAUGAUUGCUACCAUUAAUUUUAAAAUUUCAGCCAUGUAAUUCUUCAAUAGCAGAAAUCUCCUCUAAAUGCAAAAAUAGAUACUGACCUCCAGUUUGGUUGCUAAUGAGGCCCACUUAAGUCCUGGAGUGGGAAAGUGGCAUUUAAAGAAAAAACGUAACAGUCUCAGAUUUGUGUUAUUUGUGGUUGUUUAAUAGAGCUGCUGUAUGUACCUGGAAGGCUGUGGCUCUUCCAAGAGGGAGUGCUCCUGUCAGAGGGAGCAGCUUGAAGGGCAAGUUUAGGGGUGCUUCCUGCAUGACAGUAAAGCUGAAGUGGUUUAUGAGUCAGCAACUUGGGGUAGGAAGAAAUUCUUUCUAUAUGCCUUUCCAGUAAUAAAUACAUGUUAAGUAAUUUGUGCCAGUAUCACAUUUUCUGCUUGUUUUAAUCUGGCAAAAAUAAGACCACAGGUUCAUGCCAUAAAAGCCUAUCAAAGGAUUCAGCUAUUGAUUUUCAUAAGCAACAAGGAAAGAUGUCAGAAGUUCCCAUAUCAGAAGUACCUGCGCUUAGAAGAGCUUACUGAUGACAGUAAUUGAGUAAUAAAGGCUUGGUAUUAAGUCUUAAAAGAGGUACUUGUUUUCAAGAAGUACUAUGGAUGACACGAAAAAAAUUUGUAAUACGUCUUCCAGUGAUGGAGUUCUACUCAGAAUGGGCCUCAAUGAUAACAAAGCUGGAAUGCAAGGUUUGGAUAAAGAGAAAAUCAAUAAAAUUAUCAUGGAAGCUACUAAGGGUUCUAGAUUUUAUGAAAAUGAACUUAAAAAAGAUCGACAAGUUAACCAACGGAUUGAAAAAAUGAUGCAGCUAAAAGAGAAAAUUACAACACAACAGCUCUUGAAAGCACAGCUGCAGGUGGACAAACUUGUGGUAGAGCUGGAACAGAGCCGUAACCUUAGCAGAAUAAUUGUACACAUUGACAUGGAUGCCUUCUAUGCAGCUGUGGAGAUGAGAGACAAUCCAGAGCUGAGGGAAAAGCCUAUAGCAGUGGGAUCAAUGAGUAUGUUGUCUACCUCAAAUUACCAUGCUAGGAGGUUUGGUGUACGUGCAGCCAUGCCUGGAUUUAUUGCUAAAAAGCUAUGUCCACAUCUAACUAUAGUACCGUUAAACUUCGAAAAAUACGGCAAAGUGAGUAAAGAGGUUAGAGAAAUAUUGGCCGAAUAUGAUCCCAAUUUUAUGCCUAUGGGCCUAGAUGAAGCCUACCUGAACAUAACAGAGCACUUGGAAGAAAGACUGAACUGGCCUGAAAAUAAGAGAAGAUUCUUUUUUAACACAGAAAGCACUACAGAAAAUGAUAAAGAUGAUAUAAAUAUGUCUGCCAAAUGUAAUGAAGGUGGAUACUCUUCUUCACCAGUAUUGUUUGAAGACAACACACCUCUGAUCGAUGACCAUCCUGAACAAAGAGAUCAAUUGGUGGAAAAUUCAGUUGUUUUUGGAACUUCUGCAGAGGAAGUUGUGAAGGAAAUUCGCUUUAGGAUUGAGCAGAAAACUCAGCUGACUGCCAGUGCAGGAAUAGCACCGAAUACCCUGUUAGCAAAAAUGUGCAGUGAUCGUAAUAAACCUAAUGGCCAGUGCAGAAUUGUCCCUGAGAGACAAGCAGUUCUAGACUUCCUAAAAGAUUUGCCCAUUAGAAAGGUGCCAGGUAUUGGAAAAGUAACAGAGAAGAUGUUAAAAGCCCUUGGAAUUGUGACUUGCUCAGAACUUUACCAGCAGAGGGCACUGCUUUCACUUCUUUUUUCUGAAGCCUCUUGGCGUAAUUUCUUGGAUAUUUCCCUUGGUUUGGGUUCUACACAUUUGGAAAAGGACGGAGAAAGAAAAAGUAUGAGCACUGAAAGAACAUUCAGUGAAAUGAACACAGCAGAAGACCAGUACAGCGUGUGUCGAGAACUCUGCAGAGACCUUGCUCAAGACCUACAGAAAGAGGGGCUUAAGGGUAAAACUGUUACCUUGAAACUAAAGAAUGUGAACUUUGAAGUGAAAACAAGAGCUUCAACUGUGCUGUCUUCUGUUUCUACUGAGGAGGAAAUAUUUGCUGUUGCUAAAGACUUGUUAGGAACAGAAAUUGAUAGUGUUGCUCCUCACCCUUUACGGAUAAGACUUAUGGGUGUGCGAGUAUCAGGAUUUCUUAGUGAAGAAGAGAAGAAGUACCAACAAAAAAGCAUUACGAGUUUCUUAAAAUCAGGAAAAGAAAUUGGUUUUCUUAGACUUCAGCCUGGGAAGUCCAACCAAGAAUAUUUCAGAAACAAAUCAGAAGCAUCUACCACACGGAGUUUUUUUGAUAGAAAGCGAGCUGCAAGGCAGCUAAAUGGUGAGAAUCCUUCUCUAAAUGAAUCUGUAGGUAAGCAGCUCUUUCAUGAUAGGAAAUCAUCAACAAAUUUUGUAGAAGAAACAAAGAAAGUCACAGACUUGCAGAAUUCUACUAAUGUGUGUAAGAUCUUCACCUGCCCUGUUUGCUUUGAGGAUCAAAGCAGCAAUAGUUUGGAAGAGCUUAAUAGGCAUAUUGAUGUGUGCCUCGGUGGGACUCUUGUUAAAGAUACAGUGGAAAUAACCAAGAAUUAUGAUUCAAAAGAAAAUACAUGUAACUUUCUUCCACAAUUUAAAAACAAAAAUGCUGAUGAAUGUCAAAAAAAUAAACCAGAUCUACUAGCUGGAACAGACCAGUCUGCAAGUACAUCUGACAAUUCUAUUAGCAAUAGCACAGAAAAAUUCACUCAGAUAAUAUCUGAUAAACCUCACAGAGAAAGACAGCCUAGCAAUCUCAGUGAUAUUGCUAAAAACAUGUGUAUGAAACAGUGUCUCUUCCCCAAAAGAAUUUCACGAGAUAGUGAAGACCAUUUUGAGAAGACCGAACAUACAGAAGAAAAUAGUUCAUCCUGUUUCUUUGAAGCCAAAGAAGACAGUGUUCUUGUUUGUCCAGUUUGUAAUUCGGAACAGAAAACAAGAAGUCUUGUGUCAUUUAACAGACAUGUGGACGUCUGUUUAAAUAAAGGCCUUAUCCAGGAACUGACAGAAAAAAAAUAUUUUCCUACAAAGACUUCUAAUAUGGAAAUCUCAAACAGAGUUGGAGCUUUAAGCGGAGGUCAGCAAUGCACAAAUCCAUCACAAGGAACAAAAAGGUCUGGACUAACAACUUCACAGUCAGCAUCAAAAAAGGCCAAAUCGAGCAAUUCCAAACAUACAAUUGAAAUGUUUUUUAAAUGACUGUGUAGCAACAUAUUCUAUAUGAAGUAUUUCAUAAUGUUUUAUCCUGAAAAUUAAUUUAGUAUUGAUGGUAGGCUGGAUUGAGGUGCCAGUCACUUUGGAGCCAUUGCAUGCCUGUGUAAACAUGA